GAUUUAUGCCAGAGAAGGGGUGGAACGGAAAGAGAUGGAAGAGAUUUGAAUGUAUUUAAUUUUUCUGUUUAUUUAAUGUUUGGCUGAAUUUAGGCGAAAUUCAGUGUUGAAUCCUAUUUAAAGUCUGCUGCCAAAAAGCCCCUAAGAACUGCGUGGAUCGCCACCCAUUGCCGGCCUAAUUUGCGUUCUCCCAGCCUCCCGUCGCCGCAGUAGUCCCCUCCAAUUUCUUACUCGUCUUCCUCUUUCCCGAUUUCUUCUCUCGGUAACCUUCUAUCCCGGUGCUGUAUGCUCCUGAAUCCUGAUCUCUCUUCGAUACUUAAAUUUUCCAGCUGGAUGGGGUUAUAGCAUCAAAAUGUUCAUUUUCCGAUUGGGAUGCUGGUGAAGUUCUUGGGCAACCUGAGAUCGUAGUUUCAUGGAUAUAGCACAUAGUCAUCAUCGUGGAAUUCGACCAGUAUUGUUGCUUAUCAUUUUGUGUGUCAUUCCCUCUUCCAGCAAAGGAGAUUCCGAUCCUUUGGUUUCUUUGCCAACGAAGGGUUCACAGAAUAAAGAACUGAAUUUCUUUUGGGAGUUCUAACUUGAAUGUAGCUAUCCAAAUGUCGUUGGCUGCUCUGCUUGUUCACAAGAUAAUCUGAUGGGGUCUUUCUUUGAUGCCCACAUCAACCUAUCUGAUUCAGAUUUUAGUAAUUAUUUAGCUCAAAAUAUUCACUCUGGUGAUAUUUGUGAAGGCAUGAUUGAUAAUAUAGAUAUAUUUAGACUUUCAUCUCUUUUACGUGAGCUCAUUGGUGAAGGUUCCCAUAGACAACUAGUCACCACAAUGGUAUUCUGCCAUAAUCCAAAGUUUACUCAUUUUUUUGAAGACCAUUUUUGCGAGGCCAUUCUAGUUGAGUAUUUUCCUCCCGGGGUCUUUUCUGAUCUCUUUGAGCUGCAACAUCUGGUUUUGCGUGAAGUGUUUCUCAGUGUUUUUGUUUUUGGAGACAAAAACCUGGAAUUGCCUUCUGCUCUUUCCAAUAGAUCAGUAGUAGAGAUUCACAUAGAUGUCAAGAGUGAUGCCCACAAAGUUGUUGUUCAACUGCCUCUUCAUUCUAGAUAUCCGCCUCUUGAUUCAAGUGGCUACUCAAACAUAACAAUUGGCAAACCAGACCUGUUCAUGCGUUGCAGACCAAAAGACUCCCAAAUUGAACCCUGUUCUUGGACUCUGAUUGAUUUGGGCGUCUUAUCUACAAGCAACGUGACAUGGAGAAUUCCCUGUGGAAAUGAGGUGCACACAAGACCUGUAACUAUUAUAACCUUUUUAUCAGCUCUGAUCUGCUCUCUUUUAAUCGUUUUAUCAACCAUUUGUCAGUCUAAGAACAGAAGUAAACUUGAAUAGCCAUAAUUGAGCACUGAGCCUUCUUAUUGUCCUUGUAGUUAGUUGUACGUAGCAAUUCUCUUCAUUUGAGAGGUGAGGUCAUGCAUUUUGAAUAUUUUAACAAUGCAGAAUGGGAUGAUAUUUUUGUCCGAAAUCGUAGUAUAAGUGGAAUUAUGGGUGGCCCAU
This is a messenger RNA of Phalaenopsis equestris, 1534 nucleotides long. RefSeq lists its product as uncharacterized. Gene Ontology annotation, cellular component: endoplasmic reticulum membrane. Gene Ontology annotation, biological process: GPI anchor biosynthetic process. Lineage: Eukaryota; Viridiplantae; Streptophyta; Magnoliopsida; Asparagales; Orchidaceae. Bases 632 to 1369 code for a protein of 245 amino acids. The record is from RefSeq and is a predicted model, not a curated record. The transcript is spliced from 5 exons.